AUGCCUCCGCGCCGAAGGCCGCAAUUCACCCAGGAGAACAUCGACCAGCAAUUGCAGCAGAUCCAUCUGCUCGACCCGCAGUCAUCUUCAGAGAACCUCGAACAGCUUGGCCCCAUCAUCAAGCAGAUUCACCAGAACAAACAGCAGGAGGUGUAUCUCCGUACCGUGCAAGGCCUGAUCGAGUCCAAGGAUGCUGAAAUAGAACGCAUCUGUGGUGAGAACUACCAGGAUUUUAUCUCCUCCGUGUCGACACUCUUUACCAUCAAGUCGUACACGAAGAACCUGCGCGAGCGCAUCACCACUUUGGAUGGGAAUGUCGCGCAGGUGGGACAUGGCCUCGUAGAGAAGAAGAGGGCGCUCCUACAGUCCAAGAAGACAGCUGCGAACCUGGACGAAGCUAUUGACAAUCUGCAGGCAUGUCUUCGCGUGCUCGAUGUCGUAAACAGGGUCGGGGAGAUGGUCCAGGAGGGGAAGUAUUGGAGUGCUCUUAGGUCCUUGGAAGACAUCCAAAGCAUGCCUCCCACCUCGCUGUCGCAAACUCCAUUCUUCCAGCACUUGCUGUCCUCGCUUCCCUCCCUUCGCGGUCAGAUCAAGGACGCGGUGACCGCCUCGACUAAACAGUGGCUGCUAGACAUACGAAACGUGAGUGGGCAAGUCGGCGAGCUCGCCCUUGAGGCUAUGGAGCUCCGCGUCAAGCGGUGGAAGGCUCGACGCGACAGGGACCCCAUGUUGCGCUCCGCACGGGUCGGGAGUGCUGUGGAAUGGGUGACUUACGAGAAGACUGAGUUCGAUGCGCUCAAGAACGAGCAAGUCACUGUGGACUUCAAGCCUUUAUACCAAUGUAUCCACAUAUAUACCGCCCUCGAUUCGCUGGACGAGUUACGGAAAUCCUACCAAGCGGACCGAAAGGCACAAUCCGACCUUAUUUUACCCUCUCCGUUAUCCUUGUCGAACCUUGCAUCUCUGCUCCAAGAGAUUACAGGUUACUUCAUCAUCGAAACGCAUGUUUUGAAGACAACUGGCACAUUCCGCUCCGAGCGAGACGUCGAAGAGCUCUGGGACACGCUGAUCAGCAGACUCAGCGGCGCAAUUGACGAUGCCCUCAAGACCCAGAUGGAUCCGGACACGUUCAUGAAGGCCAAGGAGCUCCUCAUAAGCUUCACCAUGACAAUGGAGUCUUAUGAGUACUCUACGGGUAAUAUGUACUCCUUCAUCCUCGUCAUGUUCGAGCGGUACGCAAGUCUGUUGGAGAAGCAGUUCAAGAAACGGUUCGACGAUAUUCUAGUGCAAGAUGAUCAUGUCUCGAUGCAGGUAGACAAUAGUCAGCAACGAGACGCAGUCUUUGAAGUCGUGUGGAUAAGCAAGGCCGAGCGGGACGAACUGAUGAAGGCUUCUUUCCCUCUCCUGCUCCCGUGGUCCCAGAGCUUCUACCUAUGCUGUCAAUCUAUCCGGACAUUUGUUGAGAGAUUCUACCACUUCGUUGACGGUGUCUCGCAACAUCAUCGGAACGUGGACGAGCUCAUGAGCAAGGCUCUUGACAACCUACUCUCUGCGCACAUUAGCGAUAACAUCGCACGACGUCUCGCUACGACGUCUACGCUGACGCAGAUAGCGCAGAUGGUGACCAACUUGGAACACUUCCAAGUAGCCUGCACCGAGAUCGAAGCCACGAUAACGAGCAUGCGCACUUCACAGCGCGGCGGGUCCAUCCGCCUCACAGCUUCCUCGUCGUUCGCAUCGACGAUCUCCCGCGCACUGACGAGGAUUACUAGCCUGAUCACGUCCAAGCUCGACGACUUCUUUGACCUGUCCGAAUAUGAUUGGACGCCCUCAGCGCGGGAGAGUGCGCCCAGCGUAUACCUUUACGAACUGUUCAACUGGCUCACGACAGUGCUCGAUUCACUGGUCAUCAAGGAUGCAUACAAGGACGAAGCGUACCGUGGCGCAGUUAACUACAUCGCGAGUUGUCUCAUGGAUUUCCUUACUGGUCGCAAUGUGCCCAUGAUCAACGAGAACGCCAUCUCAAAUAUCCUAGUGGAUAUUGAUUUCCUGGAGGAAGAACUGAAAGGCAUCGGGCGGGCACACCUUGCAUCGGCCUUUGCUGAGUUGCGCUCCACAACGUCGAUUAUCUUGUCUGAUACUGUGCAAGAUUACUUGGUGCCUAGCAUUCGCCAGACAUCGUACAGCGCUGUCAAGCCCAAACGCCUUCAAGCCCUCCUGGAGAAGCUCGCCAAAUACGGCGGCUCGUGCCGGGACAACGUGUCCAGGGAGAAGGGCGAGAAACGGAGGAGGGAGGCCGAGGCAGUGAGCAGGCUAUUCCCAGGCGAAAGCCGAUGA
Molecule: messenger RNA, 2337 nt
Organism: Gloeophyllum trabeum ATCC 11539
Lineage: Eukaryota; Fungi; Basidiomycota; Agaricomycetes; Gloeophyllales; Gloeophyllaceae
Exons: 12
Coding region: 1-2337 (778 amino acids)
Biological process (GO): exocytosis; intracellular protein transport; Golgi to plasma membrane transport
Cellular component (GO): membrane; exocyst
Source: RefSeq, a predicted model, not a curated record